Sus scrofa (pig) is the source of this 4965-nucleotide messenger RNA. Lineage: Eukaryota; Metazoa; Chordata; Mammalia; Artiodactyla; Suidae. The record is from RefSeq and is a predicted model, not a curated record.
CGGGCACGGGUCUGAGACCGUGGGAGGAAGGGGUGACUGCGGCCGCCCGAGGGGUCCUAGAGUGGAGGUGUCACCGGUUGCACAAACACCCCCGGGCCCUCGGAGGCCCAAAGAGGCUCCCCAGGGCCCCUGAACCAGCCGAAGGCCAAAGCAAGGACCCGGUGGGGCAUGCACGGGGCCCCAGGUCGGGCUGCCUUCCAGGCCAGGCCCGGCCGCUUCUUCAAGAGGUCACUGCCCACCUUGCCUGGCCACUUGCAGCCCUCCGUUUCCUCGGUGGCCCGGGUACCCAGCGGAAUGACUGGCAGAGAGGAUGCCGUGACCCUGGCAGUGGGAGGGGUUAGAGGAGAGCCUUGGGCCCCCCCGGCAUCCACCCUGCGAGGUGGCUCCAGAGCCCCGCUGGUGAGGAGGUGGGAGGGGUGCCUGCAAGCAAGUCUGCAGGCUGGGGACUGGGUGUGGUUGGGGGCAAAGCAGCCCGGUCCCCACCCUGCCGCCCACCUGUCACCCCUGCCAGUUCUCUGUGCCUCCAAACCCAGAGCAGCCCGGGAGGUGCCACUGCCUAGGGAGCAGAGCAGGCCACGUGUCUGUCCUUGUCCGGGACCCAGGCUGGGCACAGGCUCUGCCCAUUCUCGGAAUAGCCGGUCUUGGGUUGGCCGCUGGGCUGGGCCCCUGCUCUUCUUUCUUGCCCGUGGCUCUGUGGCCUCCUGCGUGGAGCUCACAGGCGCCUGCUGGAGAGCCGGCAGCACGCAGCCCAGACGGGGAAGGACGCAGCCGUAACUCAGCCCCAUGGUGCAGGUGGAAUUCUACGUCAAUGAAAACACCUUCAAGGAGCGGCUCAAGCUGUUCUUCAUCAAAAACCAAAGAUCCAGCCUGAGGAUCCGGCUGUUCAACUUCUCCCUGAAGCUGCUCACCUGCCUGCUGUACAUAGUCCGCGUCCUGCUCGACGACCCUGCCCUGGGCAUCGGAUGCUGGGGCUGUCCGAAGCACAACUACACCUUCAAUGAAUCAUCCUCCGAGAUCAACUGGGCCCCCAUCCUGUGGGUGGAGAGGAAGAUGACUCUGUGGGCCAUUCAGGUCGUCGUGGCCAUCAUCAGCUUCCUGGAGACCAUUCUUCUCAUUUACCUCAGCUACAAGGGCAACAUCUGGGAGCAGGUCCUGCGCGUAUCCUUCGUCCUGGAAAUGGUCAACACGCUGCCCUUCAUCAUCACGAUAUUCUGGGCGCCGCUGCGCAACCUCUUCAUCCCCGUCUUUCUCAACUGCUGGCUCGCCAAGCACGCCCUGGAGAACAUGAUCAACGACUUCCACCGUGCCAUCCUGCGCACGCAGUCGGCCAUGUUCAACCAGGUGCUCAUCCUCUUCUGCACGCUGCUGUGUCUGGUCUUCACGGGGACCUGCGGCAUCCAGCACCUGGAGCGUGCAGGCGACAACCUGUCUCUCCUGACGUCCUUCUACUUCUGCAUCGUCACCUUCUCCACCGUGGGCUACGGGGACGUGACGCCCAAGAUCUGGCCGUCCCAGCUGCUCGUGGUCAUCAUGAUCUGCGUGGCCCUCGUGGUGCUCCCGCUGCAGUUUGAGGAGCUUGUCUACCUGUGGAUGGAGCGACAGAAGUCGGGGGGCAACUACAGCCGCCACCGGGCCCAGACGGAGAAGCACGUGAUCCUGUGCGUCAGCUCCCUCAAGAUCGACCUGCUCAUGGACUUUCUGAACGAGUUCUACGCCCACCCGAGGCUGCAGGACUAUUACGUGGUCAUCCUGUGCCCCACCGAGAUGGACAUCCAGGUGCGCAGGGUCCUGCAGAUCCCCCUGUGGUCCCAGCGGGUCAUCUACCUCCAGGGCUCCGCACUCAAGGACCAGGACCUCAUGCGGGCCAAGAUGGACAACGGGGAGGCCUGCUUUAUCCUCAGCAGCCGGAAUGAGGUGGACCGCACCGCGGCGGACCACCAGACCAUCCUGCGUGCCUGGGCUGUGAAGGACUUUGCCCCCAACUGCCCCCUCUACGUCCAGAUCCUCAAGCCCGAGAACAAGUUUCAUGUCAAGUUUGCAGACCACGUGGUGUGUGAGGAGGAGUGCAAGUUCGCCAUGCUGGCCCUGAACUGCAUCUGCCCGGCCACAUCCACCCUCAUCACGCUGCUGGUGCACACGUCGCGUGGCCAGGAAGGCCAGGAGUCGCCGGAGCAGUGGCAGCGCAUGUACGGGCGCUGCUCGGGGAACGAGGUCUACCACGUCCGCAUGGGGGACAGCAAGUUCUUCCAGGAGUAUGAGGGCAAGAGCUUCACCUACGCCGCCUUCCACGCCCACAAGAAGUACGGCGUGUGCCUCAUCGGCCUGAAGCGGGAGGACAACAAGAGCAUCCUGCUGAACCCGGGGCCCCGGCACAUCCUGGCCGCCUCCGACACCUGCUUCUACAUCAAUAUCACCAAGGAGGAGAACUCGGCCUUCAUCUUCAAGCAGGAGGAAAAGCAGAAGAGGCGGGGCCUGGCGGGGCAGGGGCUGUACGAGGGCUCGGCCCGCCUGCCCGUGCACAGCAUCAUCGCCUCCGUGGGGACCGUGGCCAUGGACCUCCAGAACGCCGAGUGCCGGCCGGCCCAGAGCGGCGGGGGCUGCGCGGGCAGCAAGCUGGCACUCCCCACGGAGAACGGCUCGGGCAGCCGGCGGCCCAGCAUCGCGCCCGUCUUGGAGCUGGCCGACACCUCGGCCCUGCUGCCCUGCGAUCUGUUGAGUGACCAGUCGGAGGACGAGAUGCUGCCGUCGGAGGACGAGGGGCUGUCCAUGGUGGAGUACGUGAGGGGCUAUCCCCCCAACUCGCCUUACAUUGGCAGCUCCCCCACCCUGUGCCACCUUCUGCCCGUGAAGGCCCCCUUCUGCUGCCUGCGGCUGGACAAGGGCUGCAAGCACAACAGCUACGAAGACGCCAAGGCCUACGGCUUCAAGAACAAGCUGAUCAUCGUCUCGGCCGAGACGGCGGGCAACGGGCUCUACAACUUCAUCGUGCCGCUGCGGGCCUACUACCGGCCCCGCAGGGAGCUCAACCCCAUCGUGCUGCUGCUGGACAACAAGCCCGACCACCACUUCCUGGAGGCCAUCUGCUGCUUCCCCAUGGUCUACUACAUGGAGGGCUCCGUGGACAACCUGGACAGCCUGCUGCAGUCGGGCGUCAUCUACGCCGACAACCUGGUGGUGGUGGACAAGGAGAGCACCAUGAGCGCCGAGGAGGACUACAUGGCCGACGCCAAGACCAUCGUCAACGUGCAGACCAUGUUCCGGCUCUUCCCCAGCCUCAGCAUCACCACGGAGCUCACCCACCCGUCCAACAUGCGGUUCAUGCAGUUUCGCGCCAAGGACAGCUACUCCCUGGCUCUCUCCAAACUGGAAAAGAGGGAGCGGGAAAACGGCUCCAACCUGGCCUUCAUGUUCCGCCUGCCGUUCGCCGCCGGCCGCGUCUUCAGCAUCAGCAUGCUGGACACGCUGCUCUAUCAGUCCUUCGUCAAGGACUACAUGAUCCCCAUCACCAGGCUGCUGCUCGGCCUGGACACCACGCCGGGCUCCGGCUACCUCUGUGCCAUGAAGAUCACGGAGGAGGACCUGUGGAUCCGGACGUACGGGCGCCUCUUCCAGAAGCUGUGCUCCUCCAGCGCCGAGGUGCCCAUCGGCAUCUACCGCACCGAGAGCCACGUCUUCUCCUCGGAGCCCCACGACCUCAGAGCCCAGUCCCAGAUCUCAGUGAGCGUGGAGGAUGGCGAGGACACGCGGGACGUGAAGGGGUCCUGGGGCGCGCGGGUGGGUACCGGUGGCGGCAGUGCCCACGGCAAGCACGCGGCGGGCGGUGACCCGGCCGAGCACCCGCUCCUGCGGCGCAAGAGCCUGCCGUGGGCGCGGAGGCUGAGCCGCAAGGGCUCCCGGCCCUCGGGGAAGGCGGCGGCCGAGUGGAUCAGCCAGCAGCGGCUCAGCCUGUACCGGCGCUCGGAGCGGCAGGAGCUGUCCGAGCUGGUCAAGAACCGCAUGAAGCACCUGGGGCUGCCCACCACCGGCUACGAGGAUGUAGCAAAUUUAACAGCCAGUGACGUCAUGAAUCGGGUAAACUUGGGAUAUUUGCAAGACGAGAUGAAUGACCACCAGAACACCCUCUCCUACGUGCUCAUCAACCCCCCACCCGACACGCGGCUGGAGCCCAACGACAUCGUGUAUCUCAUCCGCUCCGACCCCUUGGCCCACGUGGCCAGCGGCUCCCAGAGCCGGAAGAGCAGCUGCAGCAACAAGCUGGCCUCCUGCAACCCGGAGACGCGGGACGAGACGCAGCUCUGAGCAGCCAGGGGCCCUGCCCGGCCGAGCCGCGGGAUGCACGAGCCUGCGGACCGUCACAGGGCCCGGGCCGCCCACCCCCCCGGCGCUGCUCCCGAUCCGACCGGAGGGAGUGGGCCUCGGCCGGGGUGAGGGGCGCAGCGGCCCCGGGCACCACGGGACGCUGGUCGGGAGCCUUUUUAGACCUGUUUUUACAAGUCCACACAAUCCAUGUCCCUUUACACAAAUGCACCGCAACUCGUGACCGUGACCGAGCCGGGCCAAGGUGCAGGGAGGGGCUGGCCUAGACCACCCGACGGGCGUGUUCCCACGCGGGGCCCCCCCUCCCCCCACACGUCCUCCGCCGGCUCAGCUGUGAGGGUCUGGCCCAGGUCGGGCGGCGAGGGGAGCACUUCCCAGAGGAAAUGGGGAGCUUGGCAGAGCCCCUCGCCCAGGCCAGGCGCGCCAGGAGACCCCAGAGGGGCCCCGCGACCAGACGCGGACCUUUCGCCUGUUUUUAUGCGGAUCUCCCGCAGCCCUUUCAACCCAAGACCUGAAGCACAACCACCCAGGCCGCCUCCUGCCGAGGGAGGGACUCUGGGCGUCUCCGCGGGUCCCCUGUGCCUGUUUGUGCCGGGAUGUGCCUGCUCAGUGCUGGAAGCUUGUAUUAAAUGGACGUGCUCUGCAGAC